Notodromas monacha is the source of this 2957-nucleotide messenger RNA. The record is from the annotation of a GenBank genome assembly. NCBI's taxonomy places the organism in Eukaryota, Metazoa, Arthropoda, Ostracoda, Podocopida, Cyprididae.
UGUCUACAUAGAUAUUAUUGUAUGAUCAAAAGUUCUGUGUUCGUCGUUUGGACAAAGUGCUGUGACUCGGGAAGAUGGAAUUGCGCAGAUUUCCAUUCAUGUCCGUUCUACAUUGUGCAAUCACGUGUUCGAUACUUUUUACGCAUGAAGCCUCGGGCAAUGAGAUCGCUAGAAGCGGCAAAAAUCAACUGAGUAACCUGAAGUUCACGACUGACCUUUAUUCGCGCUUGAACCGAGAGAAACCGGAUGGCGAAGUUUUCUUCUCGCCAUUCAGUAUUUCCCUGGCUUUGGCAAUGUUGAAUGAAGGAGCAAAAGGAAAUUCAAGCUCUCAAAUCCGCAAAGCUUUGGGUCUUGCCAAAGAUGAUCUGGCCGUUCGGAACUCUGUUAAAACGAUCCUACAAUCCAUUGAGAGCGACAAGGACAAUGUUACUCUCGAUAUCGCAGCGAAAUUAUAUUCGGCGAAGAAUGUAGGAAUCAACGAAGCCUUCAAUGAAACUCUCGCAAACCACUACGAGACUAGUAUCGAACACUUAAAUUUCUGGGACUCGGAAACCGCGAGAAAACGUAUCAAUGACUGGAUAGAGUCGCAGACUCAUCAGAAGAUUCAAGAUCUCCUACCACCGGGUUCCGUGAAGAUAGGUACAAUGAUGGUGCUGGCGAAUGCGGUUUAUUUCAAGGGUGAAUGGUCGCAAAAGUUCGACAGAGCAGCGACAGCGACGGGGAAUUUUUUCGCGUCAUCAAAGGAAAUUGUCGAAGUUGACAUGAUGCGAGUGACGGCUGAUUUUCCAGUCAUGGAAACGGAUCAAGCAUAUGUGAUAGAUUUACCUUACACAGGAAAGAAAGUUUACAUGACGCUGAUUGUGCCAAAGCAAAGACGCGGGCUUUCAACGAUAGAGAAAAACUUGACGGAAACAAAAUUGAAGGAUUUUUUGCAAGGCCAUCGAGAAUCCAAGACCGUGAAUUUGAUACUGCCGAGAUUCAAGAUUGAAUCGUCAUUCAAGUUGCGAAAGUUGUUAUCGGAGGCAAGUGUCGGAAUCACCGAUAUUUUUAGUCCAUUGGCCGCCGAUCUCAGCGGAAUUUCAAACACAUCCUUGUUCUGCGAUGAAGGGUACCACAAGGCUUUAAUUGAGGUGAAUGAAGAAGGUGCUGAAGCUGCAGCAGCUACAGUGAUUACCUUGAUUGAGUUGUCGAGUUUUGAUACCUCCUUGGAUAUAACCGUGGAUCAUCCUUCGCUCAUUGCUAUUCAACACGUGGACUUGGUCGAGCCGUUGUUUUUCGGUCGCCUGAGAGUGCCAAAAACUCCUGCUGAGUCGAUAAAUGCUCCUCAGAAGGCAUCAGACCCUGCUUCCCCCUCUGAAAUCCCGGAAUCUACCGAAACGACGCCGAUUGAGAAUGACACAACAACCUGGACUUCGGAUUUGUCUGACAUUUCGACUACCACCGUCAACCCAGGACAUGAAAAUGUAACGGAAAAAUCGAAUGAUGCUGAUCUCAAAGUAAAAACGCAGGAUUCGGAAAAGAAUCACGAGCAGAGUGUGACUGAAAAGGCGGAUCCUGCUUUGCUACUAAAGUUGAAGAAGUUGGUUGCUGGACCAAACCUGGAUUCGAAUGGGAAACCUCAGAAAUCAAAGCCUCCAUCGCGCAAAAUGCCCGGCAAAACACAGCAAUGUGCCUUUAUUUUUCUCAGUUCGUUUCUCGCUGCUCUCAUUCUUGGAUCUACUUCUUCGGCGAAAGUUUCUCAACCACGAAUUGAGUUGAGUGGGUUGAAAUUCACUACAGAACUCUACUCGCUUCUGAGGCAAGACAAAGCGGGUGGCGACGUUUUCUUCUCACCAAUGAGCAUUUCAACCGCAUUGAUAAUGUUGAACGAAGGAGCUCGGGGUACUUCAACAACUCAAAUUCGUUCGGCUUUAGGAUUGUCAAGUGAUGAUCAAAAGAUCCGUGGGUCAUUCAAAUCGAUAGUGGAUCGAAUUCAGAAUAAUAAAGGUAACGUGACGCUCGACCUUGCCGUUAAGCUUUACGCCAACGCCAACGAUUUUCGCCUGAAUCAAACGUUCAACGACACUUUGGUGAAGGAAUACAAUGCGGAAAUUGAUGUCUUGGAUUUUUCGAACUCUGGAGCAGCUGUGAAUCAAAUUAAUGACUGGGUCGAAAAGGUGACCCAUGACAAGAUUCAAGACCUUAUGCCGCCAGGCUCGGUAAAUGAGGAAACGAAGCUGGUUUUGGCGAAUGCAGUUUAUUUCAAAGGCGAAUGGGCGCAAAAGUUUGAGAAAGCCGUGACCACGAAAGGGAAUUUUCACGUCUCUCCUUUGCAAACGAUCACCGUUGAUAUGAUGAGGAUCAUGGAUGAAUUCUUCGUGGUGGAAAUGGAGGACGCUUACGCAAUUGAUCUUCCGUACGAAGGAGAAAAAGUUUUCCUGACGAUAGUUGUUCCUAAGGAACGAGAUGGUUUGUUGGACAUCGAAAACAAGCUGAACGACACACUUUUGCACGAGUAUUUGUGGGGUGGACGAAGGAGAAGUCGAAGAGUUCGUUUGAUGAUGCCGAAGUUCAAGAUUGAAUCGUCUUUCGGUCUACGAAAAUUUUUGCCCGAGAUUGGAAUUUCCGAUGUGUUUAAUCCGUCGUCGGCAGACUUGAGCGGGAUUUCGAGCGACCCACUGUUCGUGGAUGAAGGAUUUCACAAGGCCUUUAUCGAGGUCAACGAAGAGGGCGCUGAAGCUGCUGCAGCAACAGUUCUGACCCUGGUGCCGUUGUCGGCAAUCCUGGAUUUUUCGCAACCCCUCGAGAUUAACGUGGAUCAACCUUCGCUUAUCGCAAUCAAGCACAAAGACAUUCAAGAGCCGAUAUUCUUCGGUCGACUCAGCGCUCCCGGCAUUCACGACAAAAAGACACCGGGAAAAUCCGCGCCAAGAACCCCUGCGAUUCCCGCACGUGUCGACGGGAAAAAGCCGAACUAA